AUGUUAUUAACUAGCGAAAAUAUUGAAUUUUAUUCUUAAAGAAGAAAAUAGUAUACUUAAGAUUUCCUUAAAUUGACAAAUCAAUUUAAACCUAAGUUACAACAAUUAUAAAGGCGUUUAAUUGCAUAAAAAUAGAUUAUAGAUGGCCCAGUUAAAAUUUAGAGUACAACUUAAAAAUACAAAAAAUUCAGUAGAGUUUUAUUAUCUCUCUCUAAAUCUAAAGAAGUUUAAAAUAAAAUUGAUAAAGAAAUGAACAGAUGCACCUAUUAAUACGAACUUGAUGAGGCUUUAAAUUGUAAGUAUUGAAAACUUAAUUAUAUAAAGGUUUAAUUAUUCUCAAACGUGCAAAAAAAUUUAAUAAUCUAUGUUUCCUUUAAUUGAAAAUAUUUAAGUUUAAAUCAAAGAAAAGCAUUAGGAACUAAUGACCAAUCCUGAUGAUUUAAUUUAAUGCUAAAAGGUAUUAUUUCAAUUAUAUCAAAAGAGAGAAGAAUUGGAAAAAAUAAAACUUAAAUCAAGGAGAUAUUUUAAAAUUAUUGAAAAGCUUUAAAAAAUGGAUAUUUAAAAAUAAUAAUAAAUUACUAACGAAAAGUUGAGCUUCAAAAAUUUGGAGAAAUUAGAUUAAAUUCAAGAAAAUGAAGAAAUUCUUAAGUAUUCAGAAAAACCUAUUACAUCAAGAAGAACUCUUGAAUCAUCAAUGCAGUAAGAUGAAGAUAAAAAAAAUUUAUAGACUACAAAUAAUUCAUAAAUUGGAGAAGAAUCAAAUAAAAAUUUAUAAAUUAAAGAUCUUGAUCACAUUAUUAGAAAACAUUAAAAGAAAAUGGGCUUAUUAAAUAGAAAACAAUAAAGCAUGAUGGAGUUCAAAAAUUUUAUUUAUACUCAAAGAACAAUUAAUCAAGAAAACUUAAACUAGUAAAACGAAAUCAGAUAUUAAUAAUCAAAACAAAAAAUCCCCUCAAAUAAAAGAUUUUCUUAAACUUUCCUCUCCACAAAAAUAAACUCCUCAAAUCUAACGUAAUAAUUAUUUUUUAACUAGUCCUAUAUUUGAUGAAUAAAAUGGAAUUAUAACUUGUAUCACCGCAAAAAAUUAAAAAAAUAUUAGUCUCUAACAAAAAAAACAUUAAAAAUAGCAAAAAAGCUUAAAAUUAUAUCAUGAAGCUUAAGAGACAAAGAAAAGUAAUAAACUUUUCUAAUAUAUUUGA
Molecule: messenger RNA, 1199 nt
Organism: Paramecium sonneborni
Lineage: Eukaryota; Ciliophora; Oligohymenophorea; Peniculida; Parameciidae
Source: the annotation of a GenBank genome assembly